ACAAAGAAGUGUCCGAACUAGCACUGACAGGACGCAGACGGGCGCCCGGUGGACCCUCCUCUGGCGUCACACGCGCCACAACAAAGCCCAGCCCUCCCCGCCGGGCCUCGCGUGACCCAUCCUUGGCGACCGCUCUGACAGUUUUUUAGGGUUUCUCAGUGGCCGGUGACCCGCUGUGUGACCUGUCGAAGUCGGCGCGUCGCCCGUGUCGAGGACGGGUGACCCUGACAGAGUUCACUGUCGGCGGCGGUGCACUGUUUUGUCGGCCGGCCGGCCGCGGUGGUCGCGGCGGAGUGGGGAGGCCUGACGGGGAGGGGCACAGUGGUAUGGCAGGCUGGCAGUCCGCCAGUGCCGCCGCCGCGCCGCGGACAGACGGGUGCAGUGCUCCUGCCCGCCGUAACAAAGAGCCUGUCGUAUAGUGUCGACUGGAGGAGCUGUCUGGUGUGAACUGCCCAGUGUGAACUGCCCGGUGUGAACUGGAGCUGAAGAGGCGGAGAAUCGGACAUACGUCUGAGAAACAGUUGGCGACAGUGAGCGGCGCUAAUCCGGUGACAGGAACAGAUCAACGGAUAGCGGCCGAGGGCCAUCGCACGGCUGCCUUCUGAACACUCAACCGAGCGGGGAAGGAGGGACGACCGCACGCAACACAACGUAGUCUGCGGUGGAAGUCGACGCAGUCAGUCUGAGCCCACCGCCGGGGGUAGCGCGUGAACUGCGAGGACAGGGCAGGACAGGACAGGACAGGACAGGACAGCUGGAGUAACGCCGUUUCAUCUAUCCGACAGACAGCACACCAGUCGACCACGAACCACCUGUGUCUAUAGCGCCCGCAGCCGGUCGACAGUCGUCACUACGACGCUGGCAGCGGCGGUCUCUCCGACCGAUAACCCGCACCUGAGCCACAGUGUCAGCGGUGACAGGCGGAGGGCACGCACCGCUCGGUCGGUCGGUCGGUCACCCCAGGGGCCGGCCAGCUGGCGAGGCGCCGCGCUCGGCCACCGCGACACUCGCGCGACCGAUCGUACCGGCGCAGUGAGGGCGGCGGCCGCGGCGCGUCACGUGAGUUUACGGACGGCACAGGUGCGCCGGUGGGCCGACCGUCCACUGGGACAUACCGCACGACGGUGGUAGCAAGUGGUGCCGUGAUUUCACAUCUGCAGUGGCUCGCAACACUUGAUCGGGGACGUGAUGUCUUUCUAAACACCACGAAGUGUUUGUGACAAAGUUCCUGUUAUAAACAUCCUAACCAGUGCGCGGAUUUGAGCAGUGAACCCGAGGACCACAGGGACACGGGAGAGCCCUCGCCAGCCAUGGGGAAGAAGGGCGGCAUCUGGGGGUUUCUGCGGGGCCUGGGCCGCCGCGGCGGGUCGGCGGACGGUGCCCUGGCCGGCUAUGUGACGGUGGAGCUCCGGGAGGACCCGGUGGACCCGGUGGUGGAGGAGCUCCCCUCCCCGCCCAGUGCCGUCCCCGCCGCCGGUACCGCCGCUGCCCCGGCAGAGGCGGUGCUCUCAGAGGCUCUGGCGCACUGCCUCAACACCUACGUCCGGCCGGCCGUGGCGCGACUGGGCGGCGACGACAGUCUCAUCCAGCACCCUACCUCCAGAGCGGUGCUGGCGGCCCUGGCCGGCUACUGGCUGCUGGCCGUCAGUAGUUCGCUGAUCCUCCUGGUGGCGGCGCUGGCGGCGCCCGCGCUCCGCUCCGUGAGGGCGCUGGAGUCGGGCGACGCGGCGCGGCGGCGCCGCUGGCUGCGCUACUGGACCGUGUACGCCGUGGUGGCGACCGUGUCCAUCGUCAGCGACCGGCUGCAGGCGCUCCUACCCGGCUACUGGACGGCAAAGACGCUGCUGCUGCUGUGGUGUGCCGCGCCGUACCCCUGGCACGGCUCCGACUACGUCUACUACCACCUGCUCGUGCCCGGCUGGAGGCACCUGCACGACACACUGCACGAGCUCGCCGACAGUCCGGGGCCGGGCGAGACAGAGCAGUGAGCCCAGCCGCCCCGGCAGCCGAGACACAGCUGCAGGACCGCGCCGAGUCGGGGAGCGGGAGCGAGCAGCAGAUACUGAUUAUGGGUGGAUAGGGUAUUACACAAUACACGCCGAGGGCUUUCGUCAUUUUCGGUAGAUGUGGAUUGUAGAACAUCGCGGAAUAUUGUGCCGUGGUUGACGAUAAAUGUUGCGAGCCGUAUUAUCAUUGGAAUGUCGUUAUUUCUGACAAAAUCAUUGAAGGGACGUGAAUUGUGAUCGUCUACGUCGCCACUUGAAGCCAUUGCUACAUGUUUUGCCGUCCCAGCAGCUGAGGCCUAUGCCUCCGUAUCGCCUACGUUUGCCGAUCUGUGCUGGAAUAUCGGACCGAGAUGUACUGAAGCGAUACUAUUCGGUGCAAUGGGUAACCAGCACCAGUGGUCUAUUAGUGCACGAGGUGCAGUGUUUCAGGAGUGCACGCGUUGGCCGAAUCUAUAGACUUUUAACUAUGGCGAUCAUUUCGGGAGGGCCGGCUGUGUGUCAAAGGAGGCGGCCAUAAGAAUCGCGAUAGAUAGGGUGAACUACAUUACAUUUAUGUGCUGCUCGGAUUGUUUUACACUACAGGAAAGUUCAGACAUCCAAAGUGACUUUUGCAAGUAUAUUGCAAAUAUGUGCAUUGUAAAAAAAAACUGUGCUUUACUAGAA
Messenger RNA from Amphibalanus amphitrite, 2669 nucleotides. Its product is annotated as receptor expression-enhancing protein 5-like. Bases 1311 to 1988 code for a protein of 225 amino acids. The record is from RefSeq and is a predicted model, not a curated record. The transcript has 4 exons. Lineage: Eukaryota; Metazoa; Arthropoda; Thecostraca; Balanomorpha; Balanidae.